AUGGGCCCCGAGCUAGGAAGCGGUCAAGAAAGCAGCGUCCAAGCAGACGCCGUUCCAUUAUCCUAUCUGCCACGCAUUCGGAUCUGUAUUUUGCAGCAAUCUCUUCCUCCUCCCAUCUCAAAAGGAAUCGAUGAGCUAGUUCGGCACCAUAUUCGACCAGAUGUGCUCUACCUUCAUCGGGGCAACUCGCCCCUACCCGCCAAUGGCCUUCCAAACCACAACGGAGGCCGCACCUCAUCCUCUGCGCCUGUCUGGGACUGGAACCUUCAAUUCACCGAAUUUACCGCAAUAGAUCCCUUGACAUGGACUUCUUCCACCUCAUUCUCUAACUUCGCCUCCUCCUCCGAUGCUUCACGCUCACAGCCAGUCAAUGCACCUUUCAUCAUCAACAUUACCUACCAUCCUGCCUCCCCGCAUCACGCCUACCGAGCUCUCGGGCACAUUCUUGGUGUCAGCAAGGACAUCCUCUCCCUAAUCUCAAGCUCUAUCUCUGAACCUACGCCGCUACACCCUAAUCUGUUCCCCCAAAACCACAGCUCAGGAUACUACCUCUCGCCCUCAAUUGCCAACAACAAAUUGAACAUCACGCAGAAAUCCGACUAUGAGACAAUCGGCACCAUGAUCGACUGUUCCCGAAAUGGAGUCCUCAACGUCCGUUCCAAUAAAUAUCUCCUCCGCACUCUCGCUCUUCUUGGGUAUAACAUGCUCCAGCUCUACACCGAGGACACGUACGAGAUCGACGGAGAACCUUUCUUCGGUUACCUGCGUGGUGGAUACACCCACACCGAGCUGCGAGAGAUUGACGACUAUGCGGCUAUGUUGGGAGUUGAAGUCAUUCCGUGUAUCCAAACUUUAGGACAUUUGGGUCAGAUGUUGCAAUGGCCCAGAUAUCUGGCGUUGAGAGAUACAGCAGAAGUGUUGCUUCCGGAGUGGGGAGAGACUUAUGUUAUGUUGGAGAAGAUGAUUCGUGCUGCCACAUCGCCUUUCCGCAGCAAGAAGAUUCAUUUAGGGAUGGAUGAGACUCAUGGACUCUCCCAGGGGAGGUAUUACUCGAUUUUUGGUCAUGCGAACAACAAACCAAGCAGCCAAGUGUUUGUCGAGCAUUUGGAAAAGGUGAAUGACAUAUGUAAGGGUAUGGGGUUAGAGCCGAUGAUUUGGAGCGAUAUGCUCUUCUGCCUAUCAGCGAGGAAUAAUAGUUUAGUGGGGUACUACGAUUCGGAGCAACCCUUGGAUGUGAAGGAGCAAGGUUUGCCGGGUGGGAUAGAUCUGGUUUAUUGGGAUUAUUACCAUACGAGUGUGCAGAGCUAUGAAGGUAGGAUAAGGAAUCAUGAACAGUUGAGGGGUGCAAGUCCUUGGUUAGCUGCUGGAAGCUGGACUUGGUCCAGGUUUUGGACUGCUUUGCCGUUUACAUUUCAGACUAUUGCGGUAAAUUUGACGGCUGCGAAGAGGAGUGUAGGGGUGAAACAUGUAUUUUUGACGAUUUGGGGAGAUGAAGGAAAUGAAGUGGAUUUGUGGAGUUCGUUGCCUGCUUGGGUGUACUAUGCUGAUCACUGCUACACAACGACCUCCUCUGUGGAGGGUGGAGAAAGGGGGUUGGAAGUGGGGAUGGUGAAGGCCAAGUUUGAUGCAAUAGUGGGUGCGAAUUGGGACGACUUUAUCCAAGCUUCUUCUAUCGACGAUACGAGUAAGGAUGGGAAUAAGUUUGCGGAGGACGAUAAGAUUCAUUUUGCUCCCAACACGAGCAAGUGGAUGCUUUGGAGCGAUCCGGUGCAUAGCUUCGCGGAGCCAACAUUGGUUGCAAGUGGGUUCGAUGCUGAAUCGCACUACGCCGGCCUAGCUGAAACGUUAGGGGAACGGGUGGAGGGUGUGACUCUGUCGAACCCGCUUCAGCACCACAAUACACUUGUUGUCCGAUCCACACAGGGCAAAGAGGAAAAGAAAGGACUCUUUGGUGCAGCUGCUUCGCUUCUUUCCUCCGUUACAGGCACAAGCGAGGGUGGGGGGAUGAAAACAAUUCGAAUUUUAGCGGAUCACCCGUUCAACGCUCGACUCGAACUUGCUCGGCUACUCGCCCGGACUCUCUCGUUGAAGGCAAAUCUGAGGCAGAGGUUGCAUCAGGCGUAUGUAUCGAGAAAUUGGCCUCAGCUGCAACAGUUGAAUCGGAGGACGGGGAGGUGUGCGGACGCAGCGAGAAAGUUGUGGAGAUACCAUAGGGAGGUUUGGAUGUCGAUGUAUAAGCCUCAUGGUUGGGAGACGUUGGAGUUGCGGUAUGGCGGGUUGGUGGCGCGGUUGGAGACGCUGCAUCGGAGAGUUGGGGCGUUUUUGGAGCAUGUGUUGCGGCCGACGACGUUGGGUGGCGGGUUAGUGGGAGAGGAGGAAGGGGAUGGGGAGGAGGAGGAUGUGGUACGGGCGAGUGGGAGGAGGGCUGAUGUGUUUUUGCCCGUUCCGUCAAGUUUUGAUGAGGACGCAGGGGAAAGUGGAAGAAGUUCUUUGGAUCCAGAACAGAGUCAAGAAGGGGAAAGCAGGGGUGAUAGUGGAGAAGAUGGGAGUGAAGACGAUGAUGAUUCGAUGAGAUCAAGGAGAAGGAGGGAGAAUAAAUGGGGUUGGCAAGAGAAAGUGACUUCUUUACCAGAGUUGGAAAAGCCGUUGCAUUUGGUAUAUGGUAGUCCGGAACAGUUGUUGGAUUAUCAUCGUGUUUCGAGGCCUACGUAUUGUUGA
Molecule: messenger RNA, 2718 nt
Organism: Ustilago hordei
Lineage: Eukaryota; Fungi; Basidiomycota; Ustilaginomycetes; Ustilaginales; Ustilaginaceae
Exons: 1
Coding region: 1-2718 (905 amino acids)
Biological process (GO): carbohydrate metabolic process
Molecular function (GO): hexosaminidase activity
Source: RefSeq, a predicted model, not a curated record